This is a messenger RNA of Saccostrea echinata, 1183 nucleotides long. RefSeq lists its product as uncharacterized. The transcript is spliced from 10 exons. The record is from RefSeq and is a predicted model, not a curated record. The annotation marks the transcript as partial. NCBI's taxonomy places the organism in Eukaryota, Metazoa, Mollusca, Bivalvia, Ostreida, Ostreidae.
ACAUUUCUUUUUGUGAUCUAGGACAGUAGAACAUAUUAACUUGAUAAUGUAGGACAAUAUGUGAUUCUCUUUUCACAUUUCUUUAAUGAUUCAUAAUGCCUCUUCAAUCAACACUUCACUGAUUUAAAUCUGCAUGAAGAAAAUGUCACAUCGCUAUCAGCAUGACUCAAGAUCACCCAGUGCUGUGUUUGUCCCUAUGCCAGUGGACAGAGAGGCACUGGGGGAAAAGAAGAUGGAGGCAUUACAACAAGAGAUAGCAAGGCUGGAGAAUGACCAGAUGAAGAGGAAGGAACUAAUAAACAAAUUAUCAAACAUGCAGAGGACUCAGAAUAGAAAUAAGAAAGAACAAGACAGACUACUGAAAAAAUACAAUAAGAAGAACAUGCUGACAGAUGAAAUAGAACGCUUGUAUGGAGAGGACACGGGAAGAAAAUUUGCAAAAUCUCCCGCUAGCCCUCGAGUGAUAGAUACGGUGAUGGCACAGAGAACAAAAGAAUUCUCGCUAAAACAACAGGAAAAAGAACUGGAAACACAAUACUUGUUGAAGGAAAGAGAGAGAUUACAGAUGGCCAGGGACAGAAUUCGAGAGCAGCGCUAUGCUCUCCUCGGCACUGCUGACAGUGCCAUGAGUGAGCCUGACUAUCACUACCGAUCAUCAAAGAUGGCUGAGGACUCAAGCAGGAUGAGUAUGCGAACCCCAAGACAGGAGAGCAGCAAGGUCCAUAGCGUGGACUCAUACGUCCAGCAAACUAUUAAUACACUACCUCAGACCAUGGACAGGAUAGCACAGCUCAGACAACAGGUACAACAGCAUUAUGUGUCCUAUGAGAAGCCUUACCGUGGGGAACUAGGGAUACAGACCUACCAACCUCAUCAGAUGAAGGAUUACUUCAUGGUAAGGGGUAUUGUGGAUGACCUAGUCAAUGAUUUCCUAGACGUGUACUUCCCAGAGGCAGUACCUAUGGUUGAAAAAGAGGCUUACUUUGCCACUAUUGAACAGAGGAAGAGAGAAAGACAACAGAAACUGCAGUCGGUUGCCGAGAGGAAGGCUGUACAACUAGUGAUGGAGAAUAUUGUUCUGGAUGUGACUGGAGAGAUGUGUUUGGAGGUAGCCCAGGAAGACCAACAUGCUGAGGGAACUAUUAGGAACAUUGUUGAUAUGACAAUCAUGAACAGAGCAGAG